This is a messenger RNA of Cucurbita moschata (crookneck pumpkin), 2461 nucleotides long. RefSeq lists its product as uncharacterized. Lineage: Eukaryota; Viridiplantae; Streptophyta; Magnoliopsida; Cucurbitales; Cucurbitaceae. Bases 263 to 2101 code for a protein of 612 amino acids. The transcript is spliced from 9 exons. The record is from RefSeq and is a predicted model, not a curated record.
CCUCUCAUUCGGCUCCACACCUCAUAGAUUCCAGUAAAGCAUCUACACCUUUCUUACUUUAUUCCCUCCAAUUAUCUUUAUCUCGAUUACUGUUCAUCGUAAUACAAUCAAUCACUCUCUGGACUCUCAGAGAUGGUAUUAUUGGCAAACCCCACGUCUUAAUCGCAACCCCAGAUCCCAUUUCGGACACUUCCACCUUCCCCUAAUCUCGCUUCUAGCGUUUGAUUUCAGGGUCGUUGGAAAUAGCAACCCCAGAUCGCCAAUGUCAUGUCCAAUCAACAGUUUCCGCUUCAAUGCCUCCCUUUGCGCCUGCCCACCAGGCCAUCUUCUUGAUCGAACCACCAAUACCUGUGUUCUCUUUAGCAGCUCUUCAGCCAUCGUGAUCGGCCAAGCUGAAAGCGAUGCUGUUAGCUUCCCUGUUACCAUUUUCUCAUUUGAUUCUCUUAGGAUGUUCAUGCAGUCUCAAGCUGUGUUUCUUCAGGCUACACUUGUAAUGCUGGCUUCCUGGCUCUUCUUCUGCUUGUUUCUGAGAUUCAUGAAGCUUGGGGAUGGCAGAAACAUGUGGUUCAGGAUGAGAUGGUGGGUUAGCAGAUUGGACCUCUGCUUUGCCACUACACAUUGGCUGGAUGAUAAAAAAGUAAUCACAAAACGAAAAACCGAACUCGGUGGAACAUUCUCAAUAGCAAGUUGGAUACUUUUCAUUGGCUUGUUUGCUGCGUUGCUUUACCAAACUAUAUCAAAGAGAAGCAUUGAAGUGCAUAAUAUCAAAGCAGCACAUGCACCAGAUAUGGCUUCCUUUGUGAACGACAUGGAAUAUAAUAUAACCACAGUCUCUACGAUGAGUUGUGCAAACGUUCGUGAUCUCGGUACUAUUGUGUUUGGAAAUCCUGGUUUUCUGCAACAGAAAGUAAUGCCACUGUCAAAUUUUGCGAACUACUCCUGUCAUAACAACAGCGACGGGCCAACGAUAAGUGUUCGAUGUGGAAGAUGUCGUUUCAUUCAGGACAAGAUUUAUAUCUCAUGGCAGUUCGUCGAUCUUCCAAGUAGUCCUGCCAGUGCUGUUGGAUUUCAGUUUAACCUCUCAGCAAGGAAUCAUCCCAAAAAGGAUCAUGCAAGUUUCCUUAGUGGAAUACUAAAAAACGUUAGUAGUUUUGACGAUACACCGGUUACGUUCAGAGGGAAGAACGCGAAUAUAGUGCAAUUCAAUCUAUUUCCUAGAAUAUAUGGUAACCAACAGGAUUCCAAGCUCCUGCAGCCUUUAUUUCAUGAGUUUGUCCCUGGUUCAUUCUUUCAAAAGGCGAGCGAUCUCCAAACAUCCCUUGAAAAUUCCAAUGAUGGAGUACUAAAUGUCACCUUGUUCAUCAAUCUUCUCUCUUCCUACAUUGUCGAGAUCGAGAACCAAAACAUUUUUGACCCUGUUAGCUUUCUCGCAGACCUCGGUGGCCUAUAUUGCAUUAGUGUCGCCAUUUUUCUCUACCUCGUAGUGCAGUUCGAGUACAGAAUUAAAAAGCUCCGCGACGAAGACAGUGUUAUGCGUAAUAUUAGAAACCGAAAGAUAGCACAAGAUCAUUGGAAUAAGUUGAGGAAAUAUGUAAUGUUUACAUGGGGCUGCAGUACAAUGGAUGAUUAUUACAACGAUCUAUCAGCAACACCGAGUUGCGCCGAUUGCAUGGUUCAAUCAAGUCUCGAGGGCGGAUUGUUGCGCAAGCGAAAGGCAAAGAGUGGAUAUACUACUUUUAGAUUUAACAGACAAACUGCUAAACAGGACACAAAAUCGUUAAAGGCAACAGCUACCGACUCGGAAAUGAAAACGAUAACAACAAAACAAGAACCACCUCUGAUAAAUGCUUGGUUCUGUGGACAAGGCAAGCAAAGCUUGACCCGUCCAUGUGAGGGAGAUUCCUCACAGCUUGGCGAACUGUUUCAUUCUGAAGCUCUUAUUCCUCCACCACCCACAAUAGAGUUCAAGGAUAGUUCUGAUAUCGACAUGUUCGAUGUCUUGGAGAAGAUCAAAAGUUUGCACGAGUAUAACGUAAUUCUUAGAGAUAAGUUAUUGGCUACCGAGUCUGAGAUUCGGUCUUUAGCAAUCAAAUCUUCUUGAGAAAUCAGGCACUAAAUGAAUCUGAGCAAACAGUUUACUUCUAAUACUAGAAACUGCCAUCAGGAUACGCUUGCGUUGGGGAUAUCGACGUGCGGGAAAUUUUCUUUUGACGUCUUUCUUGUAGAAUGCUGCAAUUGAUUCUUCCAGUCGUGUUGCAAGGUUAGUCAAGGUCCCUUUGUGCCUUGGAAUCUUUGUUUUCUUUGCUGAUACUCAAAUGGCAGAGGGACAGAUCCUGGCAAUGUACAUAAUGCUGUAUGAACAUUUGAGUAUACCAUGUCUGGAAUGUGUAAUGAGGGAAGAGAUUUAUGUAUAUUUUUGUGUGGUUGUAUGGUGUAAAUUCUGUAGAACGUCAUAUGUUUC